UUUAUGGUGACGUCAGCAAGAUAGAGCGGCGCGCGGCGGCUACCACUCCGGUCUGGACGCACGAGCUUCUGCUCGAGACCGUGAAGACGCUUCCUGAGCUUCGGCAGGUUUGGAACAACAUUAUAGCUCAAGGCCGAUGUGUUCAGCCCAUGUAAACAUUGAGAUUGUCAGUGGGGGAGAGUGAGCUGUCAUUCACUAGAUCCACCCCAGCCAAAGGACAACAGUUAACUACUGAUAGAUUUAUUCAGGGCACCUGCUGCACCUUUUUAUGAUGACCACUCGAAGUGAAGGCUGCCGCAUUUGUGGGAGUGACCUGCAAGGUAACCAGCGGCGAUGGCUGUAUGCAGGUCAGAACAAAAAGGGGGCACAACCUCAGACGCCGACAGACUUUUCUAGCAAGGGAAGCUUGCCCAGAUCGGCACAAAGCAGCCCAUGGGGCAGCACUUUAUCACUAAGCUCCUCCCGUUCGCUAUCGAAGUCUCGUGGCCUGCUCACCCCCACGAAAGGAAUCGACCUGCUUUGUGUGCUGACACAUAUAUUAGAGCAGUCUGUACCACGUGGGGACGGUCAGGGGGAGUUUUUAUGCGGCAAGUGUGUGUCUGUUUUGGAGCGAGUUUUCAAGUUCGACACCGUCAUUGCCAGAGUCCGAGUGCUGUCAAGUGAGAGACUCCAGAAACUCACUCAGGAAAGGGACAAGAUCAGGCGAUGGGUGCGAAGCAUGUACGAUCAAUGCCACAUGUCUACUUCAAGGAGAAACGGAAGUUCCAGUGAGGAUGAAGGGGACAGGAAGGAUUCUGUAGGAGAAGGAUACCGAGAAAUGCUGAGGGACAACAUGGCCCUCUCCGAGUACGAAUGGUGGUCCGAGAAAGCGGAGUCGUGUCCGUAUUAUAGGAGGACAGGGAAACGGUGUCAUAAAGGCAAGAAGUGUGAGUGUUGCGAUUCCUUGAGGGUGUCUGACUCGGACUACGAGUCUGUUUGUGGGAUUCCACGUCACUUGCCCGAUCAAGCUUUCACGUCAUUGGGCCUCUCUCGAGAAAAAUCCUGCAGCAUGCCUCUUCAUUGGUCGAAAGUGCCGUCUGUCAGAUCCAGCCCCGCCUCGCUGUCUGGUUCCUGUCAUUCUUUGCGAUCUCGAUCCCGCACUACCUCAGUUCAGUCGCUGGACUCUUUAGACGGCAACGAUCCGUUUGAUUGGCCAGAAGAGCAUUCGGCCAUUAUAGACACAGUUUUCAAAGAGUUAAGGAGAAUUGAAGGAAAGCCAGUGAGGUCACCUGCUGGAAGUCGCAUUCCUGUGUUGGGCAGAGGGGACUUGCAGAAUGGGAAGGAUGAGGUGGGACUGAAAGCAGGGUUAGUGAGGGUCCUGAAUUUUGGAGAGGGCAACAAUGGGAUGGAGGAUGAAUUUGAAGAAGAUAACAAUGACAUCCUGACUGAGCUAAAAGACGACUUUACGCCAUUGCAAAGAGAGGCGUCCGCAGGUAGGGUGCACCUUGCUGUGAAGCAGUUGCGUGAACAACUUGUUCAAGCUCAGACUCGCAUCAGAAGUCUUGAGGCACAGCUAAGGGACGCCAACAAACCAACAACCGAUGCUCCUGCCAAGCAGUUGAAGUCUCCGCAAGUGACCAGUCUGAAAAAUAAAAAUGAUCUCAUAGAGAGUUUUAGCCAAUCACUGCACAGCAGAGAGAACGUAAUCCAGGAAUGUGUGACUUUGAUCCAGAAGCUGUGUGCUGAGCAGGGGCUGGAAUCACAGGACACUGACAAACUCAUCAAAAAACUGGCCAGCGCAGUGACUGAUGCAUGCAGUGAACGCGAGGUGGUCCUGGAGGCCCAGCUGUCUGAGGUGAGUGAAAAAGAGAAAACUCUGGAGAAACAGCUGCAGGCCAUGAGAGACGCUGGCAGAGAGAGAGACAGAGACUUCAUCACACUCAACACUGUGCUCCAGUGUAACCAGGAUGUUAUUAACCACCUGUGUGUAGAGCUUGCGGAGAGGGAUCGAGCCCAACAGGAGAUUAUGAAAGAAUGGGAAGUGUGGAAAGAGAGAGAUUCAGCUCUGACUGCACUGGUGAAGGCGAACAAAGACUAUAUUUCCCAGCUAAAAGAGGCGCUGGAGAGUUCACGCAGAGAUGUGCAGGCACUCUCAGACUCACUGAUUGGACGGGGAUUGGAAGGGGGCGGAGCUGAGGCUGGAUUAGUCAAUCAGCUGGGAGAGAAAGAAGCUCUGCUGGCAGCGAGCUUCAGAGAUAGAGAGGAGCUCAGCGCCACCAUGCUGCAGGAGAUCUCAAGUCUCUCAUCGGCCUUAACUGAUGCUGAAAGCAUCAUACUGGACCAAAGAGAAAAUCACAAACAAGCCAUCACUGCACUAUCAGAGCAACUCAAGGACACACUCAAAGAGCUGAGAGAGAAAACCAAGGAGAAAAAGGAGGCUGAACUAGGCUGGAAGAAGGAAAAUGAGGAGAGAGCUUUUGAGGAAGGAAAACUAAGAGACAAUCUUCAGAAGAGGGAUAAACUCAUAGAGCAAGUUCUUCUGGAGUUACAGGAGCGGGACGGUGUGUUAACAGAGCUACAGCAAAACAUCUCUAGCAGACUUGGACCCAAAACAGCCCUCAAACACACACUGUGAGUGUGUGAUUAAACACAUAAUUUGAGUUGAAUGAUGUUGUGUAUGCGCUAAACUUGAUAACAGCUCAAUAUAUUGUGAAUGGCACUACUUUCAUUGAGUGCAAUCUAAAACAAUGGUUCAGCUUCUAAUAAAGUUAAUUCUGUUAAAACAGUAAUGAAUAGUGCCAUUUGCAUGUUCUACCAGAUUCCUCAAAACUGAACUUUUGAGAAAGUUGAGUGUAUAUUAUGAAAUGUUUUUUUUUUUUGUUUAAAUUAAUUUAUGACUGGGGCAUUACAGGUUGCUUUAGUAAUUUAGAUUGAACUAAAAAUGUUCUGAUUACUUCCCACAUUUCCAGAUUUUGGUUCCAAGAUUUACAUUGUUACACACAAGUGCCUUUUCAGCACACACUUUGCUUAUUAAUAAUUAUUUUUCCAUAUCCCACAAUCCUGCCAUUAUUAUUAUUAAAUGUUUAAAUUGUGUUUUAUUAAUUAUGAAUGGAUAUGUUGAAUGCUGCUUUUCUUGUUAUUGUUUGAUUUGUCUUUCCCCAAUGUGAUUUUCCAUGUGAUCUUAUAUUUUUUCUUUAUUUAUAAAUGUUUGAUUUUGGAGAUUCCAUUAUGGUACCAACUGGAAUGUGCUAUCUUCGUUCCAGUGUAGAGAAAACUUUUGCACAAUAGAAGGAUUUAAAGACUCUCUGGAAAGUACAUGUUUUAAUCGGCUUAUUUUAUUUGGCUACACUGGAAUCCUCACGACUUGGUGCAAACCUCAUAAAUCACAUUUCAAAUGAAGC
Sinocyclocheilus anshuiensis is the source of this 3380-nucleotide messenger RNA. RefSeq lists its product as uncharacterized. The transcript has 13 exons. Gene Ontology annotation, biological process: positive regulation of microtubule nucleation; centrosome cycle; regulation of Golgi organization. Gene Ontology annotation, molecular function: molecular adaptor activity. The record is from RefSeq and is a predicted model, not a curated record. Gene Ontology annotation, cellular component: centrosome; Golgi apparatus. Lineage: Eukaryota; Metazoa; Chordata; Actinopteri; Cypriniformes; Cyprinidae. Bases 269 to 2614 code for a protein of 781 amino acids.